Colletotrichum destructivum is the source of this 589-nucleotide messenger RNA. RefSeq lists its product as uncharacterized. The coding region runs from base 73 to 474 and encodes 133 amino acids. The record is from RefSeq and is a predicted model, not a curated record. NCBI's taxonomy places the organism in Eukaryota, Fungi, Ascomycota, Sordariomycetes, Glomerellales, Glomerellaceae. The transcript has a single exon.
CCUUCUGCAACAUCGACAUCAUGUAAACAAUGCUUGUCGGUACGGCAGGGGCAGAGUCCAUUAUCAGUACAAAUGUACAAUUGGCCGCUAGCUUCACUCUCACAUCAUUGCGGGCUGCCGCCUGUGCGGCCUUCGGCCGGCCUGCGUUGCAUGGACGCUACAUUUAGCUUGCACCAUGGCAUGCGUUCGGCCGAGUACAACAAACCGCGCGCCCUACCGCUAGAGCGCUGGCCUUUUUCUUCGUCGUCUUUUCUCCAGAAGGAGCAUCGCAAUCCUUGUUCGGCUUACGCCAAGCGGCCAGAUGGGUUGAUCUACCUAGAUGGAGGGUUCGUCCUCAACAUGGUGGACAUCUUAGGAUGCAACCGCUGCCAGUGUGAUGCCAUGCCAGGCCACAUACUCCCUCCAAAUAAGGGAAUACUGCCUCCUCGAUGGUUUUCUGAAAGCCUUUCGUUCCUAAACAUCGUCAGGGGUUAAGUACGGCUGCGAUCCGAUUCGCCCAAACUUACUUUUCAAUCACAUGGUGGCUGGCUUGUCGAGUCUCCGGAGAUGGUGUUCAGGUUGACUGACCGGCAUCAGCCAACGAGGAAAC